AUGUCGCAUGAUAGCACACUACAAGAUGAACAACUUUCAUCGGAAAUCCCGAACCAACUUUUCGACCCUGACCAAUAUCGUGAAAUUGAGAAGCAGUCGCGAAAGUCACUAGAGUUAUUGAUUAAUUGUGUCUAUUUGAGCACUUGCACGAUUUUACGCUAUCGAAAAAUUCUUCCCGAUGAAUGUUUUGUUGAUUUUGAUGUUUGUGGUGAUCUAAAGGGAUGUCGGAUGAAUGAAGAUGAGAAAAGGGGAUCGGCAAUCGCCAGAAAAUUUGCGAGUGCCGCAUAUGGAAUUUCGAAACGAAUUUUAAUUAAAUUCGCAUUGGUUAUUGAAGAAGAUACUGGCUCGCCGAUUGAAGCUUUUCUCUGGAGAUUCGUCUAUAAAAAGAAAUCAAGGCAUGUUUAUACCGGCCUUGAUGUUAAAGGGUCGAAAGAAAAAUAUACGCUUAAAUUCGAAAGCAUGGAAAAUUCGGUGGAAACGUUUUGCGAAUUUUUCGUGAAACUUACAAAUGUUCUGAGUUCGCUUGAUCCUCUUCCUUCCUAUGCUCUUCCGUCAUUCCGAUUAGCUUUUACUGGAACCGAUGAUGAAAUGCCGCAUGGCUAUUUUGAGACAGAUAAAUUUGUGGAUUUAAAACAAAUACAUUUGGGAACUGUUCGAUUUCCUAGAGAAGAAAUGAAAAUCUCGUUUGCUUCAAAAUAUUACAAAGAAAACAGCCCAUUCCACCCGGAUACGAUUGCCGAGGAACUUGAAAGACUCAACUCAUACAAUCAAGAUGUUGGUGCAAUGCCGGAAAACUAUGAGAUUUUUGAGAAGAUUAGAGAUUCGCGAUCACCGGGAGCUAUUGAAGAAACGACUUUGCAGAUUGAAGAGCCGGAUGAGCCGGAAAAUGGACCUCUUGAUGAUGGGCAACAAUAUUCAACGAUUUGUCAGCCUCCGCAAUCGACUGAUGAGCAAGCGUUUGAAUCGGCGGUGACUGUGAUGCAUUCGGAGAGCCAACAAACUGAAUUAAUAUCGGAAGAUGUGCAAUCGCCCAUCUCUGAGCAAGAGGAAAUCAUUGCUACCGCGAUGGCUUCACGACAAUUGAAAACUGCUAAAAAACAACCGGCGAAGAAGAAAAAGCAGAAUCCAACGAAGACUCAAAAAACAAGAAGACGUCAAGCGAAAACUGAUGAUGUGCCGAUUGAAGAUGUUACUGCUUCUGGACUUGAGCAGAUGUCAUUUGAACCGUUGAAGAAACGAUUUGCACGGGUUUCUUCUUUAACUACAAUUACACCGCCGUCGUCUCCUGUUCGCGAAGAAGAUACUGAAAUUGCGAAGAAGAAGCGAUUUGCUCGUGUUUGCUCGGUUACGAGAAUCUCUCCGGAAGUUCACCCAAACUUUCAAAGCUUUCUUGAUGAACUUGAUUAUGCACCUGAGCCAAAACCUGCUCCCGCUCCCAUUGAAGAAGAGGAAGUUCUUUAUAAUGAAGAUGGAGUCCGAAGGGUGAUCAUCGAUUAUGAUAGUGACGAAGAUACUGAAGUUAGAUAUCCAUAUGAAAAGCCAGAUGACUACCAAGAGUAUUGGGAAAAGAUAAACGAAAAAAUAAAAAAUGACGCGUUUGCGAAUACCAAAGAAAUUGAUGCGAAACUUGAAACUAUCAAGGAAGAUUUUGAAAACACAAAAAGGAAAUUGAAACAAAUCGACUUGCUUGAAAGAAACUUUAAAACAUUCACCAAAGGUUCUGUAUACACUUGUGUGAUAUGCUCCAAAGCAUUUGCAAAUCCCGAAGAGCUUCAAGCACAUUCUGAUAAGAUUCAUGAUAUAUUUAAUAAGAAGUUUAAGUGCCCGAAAUGCGGAUCUUUAUACAAACUGAAAAAGAAUUUGGAUAUUCACUUGAGAAAACACAAUGAGCGCACUGAGCAUAAUUGCAAUGAAUGUCAUUCGGUUUUCAGAAACCAUGUCGAAUUAUAUUCGCAUAUGGCCAAAUCUCAUAUGGUCACUAAUGAUAAUAUGAUAAAGUGCAAAUAUUGUCAAAAGGAUUAUUUGAAAUCUGCGUUGUCGAAACACCAAUCGUAUUGUAAAAACAAAGAGCGGAUUCUUGCCAAGAAACGAGAAAAGCUUUCGGAGAGUCGAAGUGUUCCGCCUAGUCCAGCAAUGUCGACUGUUAGCUAUAAAUCCUUUAAAAGCACCGGAAAUGGCGGAAGCACACCGGUCAGUCCUGUGGUUUCCUAUUUGGAUAAAUCUUGCGCUGUCUGUGGAGAAAACUUUGCCAGCCGACAAUCCAUGUUAAGGCAUGUUGGACGAAAACAUCCUGAUCGAAAGGAUGACCCGAAUGUAAUUGGAGUGAAGUAUCUUUCAGUUGAAUCGCCGACUCAUCAAUAUGCUUGUGAGGAAUGCGGAAAGAGAGUGACAACUCGAGCAGCUCUUACUUUGCACAAAGAAAGAAUACAUUUGAAGAAUCGAGCAUUCAAAAUGGACACGAAUUUCAAAUUCUCGAAUCUUGUCGGGUCGGUGUACCGGCAGGGGCAGGUCACAUUCACACCGGACGGCAAUUCAGUGAUCAGUCCGGUCGGAAACAAAUUAUCGGUUUUCGAUCUGAAAAACAAUCACUCGCGCACGUUGAAUUUGGAGACAUAUUUCAAUAUCUAUUCGAUCAAUAUUAGUCCGAAUGGAACACAUAUGGCAGUUGCUGAUGAAAAUCUCGCAAGAACUCAUUUUAAACAGUUGUUCGAGUUUUUCACCGAAAUUCACACAUAA
Molecule: messenger RNA, 2736 nt
Organism: Caenorhabditis bovis
Lineage: Eukaryota; Metazoa; Nematoda; Chromadorea; Rhabditida; Rhabditidae
Source: the annotation of a GenBank genome assembly